GCCGGGGAGGCAGGCGCUCCGCAGCAACAGUAGCACUAAAGGAGGCGGAGCUGAGACUCCGAAGUUGGUUCUUCUCCGGGAUCCCGUCGGCGGGCGAAAAAAAAAUUAAAAAAAAUCAGCCACCCCGAGCGCGAGCCUAGAAGGAGCAGAGCCGAACGAGGGAGAUCCCGGGAGCGCUGCAAUUUUAGGCUCGUUUUUUUGUUUUUGUUGUUUUAGCGCCCCGCAGGCGGGCAGAGGAAAGGGUCGCAGCCAUGCCUCGCCAGGGCGGCUCUCGGGCGGCGCGGCUCUGGUGAGCGCUCCUAUGGGGGAUCCCGCCGAUUAGUAGCGGGCGCCCCCCACCCCCUUCACGAUCGCCGAGGUCCCGUGCCCCGAUGGAGCCGGAGGAAAAGAAGAUCUCGGUGUGGAUUUGCCAGGAGGAGAAGUUAAUCUCGGGCCUCACCAAACGGACCACUUGCUCGGAUGUGGUGCGGGUCCUUUUGGAGGAGAGCAAGCAGCGGCGCAGGCGUCGGCAACAGCAGCAGCAGCAGCAGCAGGCAUCGCUGCAGGAGUGCGGCGGGGGGAUGUUGUCGGGGCUCCCGCAGUCUUACUGCAUCGUGGAGAAGUGGCGGGGCUUUGAGAGGAUCCUGCCCAACAAGACCAAGAUCCUGAGGCUCUGGGCGGCCUGGGGCGACGAGCAGGAGAACGUGCGCUUCGUGCUGGUGCGCAGCGAGGCGUCCUUGCCCAACACCGGACCCAGGAGCGCCGAGGCCAGGGUGGUGCCCAGCAGGGACAGCCCGGGAUGCCAUGGCUUGGGGGUUACAGCCCGGGCCAGCCUGGCUUUGAGCCAGGAACGGCAGAGGCGCGUGGUGAGGAAAGCCUUCCGCAAGCUGGCCAAGAUCAACAAGAGGAAGGGGCAGCCGCAGCUCGAGGAGCCGCCGGCCAAGGAAGCCCCGGCGGGCGAAAGGAUGGAGACUCUGGUGCAUCUGGUCCUUUCGCAGGACCACACCAUCCGGCAGCAGAUCAAGCGGCUCCGCGACUUAGACCGGGAGAUCGACCGCUACGAGGCGAGGAUUCAUUUCGACCGCAUGAAACGCCACGGGGUUAACUACGUGCAGGACACUUACUUGGUCGGAGAAGAGCCGGAGCCCCCCGCGGGAGACCAGGAGCUAAAGUCUCCCGCGGGGGCGGCCCCGACGACGACGGCGGGGGAGUUAGAGAACCCGUCGUCCGGCAGCGAGGACUUGGAGGAGUACGCGUGGAAGUGCGAGCAGGUGGCUCGCGUGCAGGAGCAGUGGCGCCGCCAGGAGGAGCUGAUCGAGCAUUUGGCCGGCGAGAUCCAGGAGGAGCUCAACGAGCGCUGGAUGAGGCGGCGCCGGGAAGAGCUGGCGGCCGCCAAGGGCUCCAGCGCCAGCCUCUCCGAGACGGACUGCAACACCACUGAGCUGAGCGGCGGCGGCGGCGAGCUCCACGUGGAGCAGGAGCGCGUCAAGACGCAGCUGAGCACCAGCCUCUACAUCGGGCUGCGCCUCAACACGGAUUUGGACGCCGUGAAGUCGGACCUGGAAUUUACGCAGCUCGCUUGGGCCGAUAAAGAGCGGGAGCUCCAGCGCCUGCUCGAUUCCCUGGAGUCCUUACACGUGGAGGGGGUGGGGGAGGAGGAGGAGGAGGAGGAAACGGCGGUGGCGGACGAGGACGAGCGAGGGGGCCUCCCUUUCAACCCGGGAGACGAGCUGCCGGCCUCGGUCCCGAUCACCUCGGGAGAUUGGGGUGAGGAAGCCGCCCGGAGUUUGAGCAAAGACCGCGAGGAUCGUGAAGACGAGGAUUCCGACACGGGUUUGAGCUCUAUGCACAGCCAGGACUCGGACUCGGUGCCCGUGUGCGAAUCCCUCGUGUAGCAGUUUCCUCCCGCCUCUCUCUCUCUCUCUCUCUCCUCCCGCUCUUUUCCUUCACUUCAUCUCAGGGACUGCAAAGUUGUGUUUCCACCCCCCCCUUUUUUUUUUUGCCCUUCCGUGCACAAGUUUCCAUUGGCGCAAAAUGCUUGGAUUAAGAAUUCCUGCUUUUCCUCCCGUUUCUGAUCACGUGCACUGCAAUACAUUGUAAUAAUGCAGGAUCCGAUCUGGGUCGGUCACGGACCAUGAUGGUGGUUCAUUAACAGGCCAUUUCUGUUCAAAUCACUAAAUCCUGGAAAAUAUAUAUUUGUACAAACAUACAACAAGCUAUUUUUCUCCAUAAUUUAAAAAAAAAAGGUAUUCCUUGUUUUGUUUAUUUCAAACUUUUCAAAUGAAGAAAAGCUGCCGUUUUUAAUAUUUAAUUCUCUGAGGAAAUACUGUUGGGGAAAGUAUAUGAUAUUGUGUAUAUAAAACAAAGCACCCAACAUCUACAUUGAGGGUUUGACAUCGAAACUUGCUGAAACUAGUCAAGAAUGGCAGAUUUUCCUCUUGCUUUCUCACUCUAACUGCAAGCUUUUUUUUUUAAAAAAAAAGGAUUGUUGGCAAAUCUCUGAAAUUUAUUUUCCAUUUUUUUGUUUUACAUCUGAGAUAUUUAUUUUUGAAUGGCUUUUUAACCAUUACAUUCCUAAUUGCAAAUACAAGACAGUGUGCAAAUUCAUUAAUUUGCUUUCUAAUUCAGGAAUUACCUAAUUCCUUGGUCCUUUCCCAGUAUAAAGACAUCUGCCUGAUAAAACAGCUGUAAUUUGCUCUGAAAAAUUACAGUAGUUUGAGCCUCUGAUCAAAAUGAAACAUAGAUGGAAGACACAGCAGCAAGAAUGGGAUGAUUAAAAACUUGUACUCGGGAAUGCCUGCUGUCAGCAUGUUUGGAAUAGAUUCCAACAAAUGUCUAAGUAACAAAUUUAUGUCUCAGAUGCAAAAAUCACUUAUGCACAGGUGUUCAUGGGAAUAAUCCAGGUUUUUGUGGGGAGGUGGGCAGGGUUAUUUAAAUGCUAACAAUGAAUCAGGAAGUAAAUAGGAAUCAGCAGUUAUGCUUGUUUGGUUGUGUUCCUUAGAAAAUGGGGAACGAAAUGCAGGAGACCUAAAUUAAUCUGCUCACAACACAUUAACAGUGUAAACCUGCAUGAGAGAAUGCUGGUUGAGUGAGACUUUACAUUGUAAUUACAUUGCACUGAAACUUUAAAAGUGACGUGCUUUAAUGCUUCGAGUAUGCUUGAUUUGCAGAUUUAUAGAAGCAGUAUGCUGUGUGUUACAAAUAAGAUUGAAUUUGUCUAAUUAUGCUGAAGUCAGCAUUGGGUAAGAGCCAUUCUACAAAGCCAGCUCAGGUGCCUGGUUUGUUGCUAGUUUUGAGCAAAGUUUCGGUGGCUAGAAGACUAAUCUAAAGGGCAACAUCUCCCAAACUGAUAUGUCAAUUUAUUUUAUUAAACUUUCAAAAGGAAAUAAGACUUUCAAAUCAAUUUAACUCCUACCCUGUUUUAAAAUGUCAAAUUUGGCAAUGAAUGGAAUGAAUUUCACUGGUGGGAAUGAUGGAGGUGGAAGGAAUGUGAAGAACAAAUUAACCCUUUCUCGUGUGCACGCACACACACACAAUACCAUCUCAAGGCAAGGGGGCUAUUAUAACCUUUUCUACCUUUUUUUUUUAACAGUCACGAUUUAGUCUCAGACCCUAAAAGAAUCUGACUAAACAAAUGGCAUUCUAAAUUCAUACAAUGGAUUUAUUUCUAAACAGAACUAAACCACUGGAAGUUAAAAGUGGCACAUACUGUUUUUGUUGCUUUGUUUUUCAGAUUAUCUUCCUUGUGAACAGUAGGGCAGUUUUAGUUCAGCUGAGCAUGAGAAGAAAUUUGGCAUAAAUUGUUUUUCCAUUCUGCUUUUAAAAGUGUGUAUUGAGAGCAUUGUAAAAGAGGAUCAGAAUCAGAUUCCACCAAUGGAUAGUUAAAAGUAAAUUUAAUGAGAUUUCAUUGUAUAUUGAGCACCUUGUGGAAAUGAAGAAGAUUGGCUACGUAUAGGACAGCAAAUAAGUCCAUAGUAAAUCAGUCUUGGCAAGAGAUGAGAGAGUACUACUGUGUUUCUCCUAAAAUAAGAUCCUCUUGCAAUCUUACCUGAUUUCCAACUCUGCGUUUAAAUAUUUUUGGGGAGGGCUUGUUUUCGGGGGGAGGCUUAUUUUAGCGCAUAUGCUCAAAAGCCCAAUUGGGCUUAUUAUCAGGGGAUGUCUUAUUUUCGGAGGGAACAAAGUAUUAGUAUCAAAUCAAUUUGCCUUUCUCAAGCAAAAUCUUCAUCUAUUGCAUAAUUGCACUGCUAUUUUCUUCUAUGUCUUUUGGGUCAGUUAUUAAAAAAAUGGAUACAAAAUGGUAGAAUACAGGCCAGUUAUUAAAUAAAUCACAUUAUCUGGGAGAAAUUCCUUGAAUGGGAGCAAGGUGAUUUAUGCAAUACAAGCUUCAUCUAAAAGCAACCAGUAUUUGGGGAGGGGGGUGGAGAAUCCUGUAUUUCAAAUCAGGAGGAAAAAAGUGCAAAGACACCGCACUGACCAAGAUGGGCUACAAGAAAGUACUUUAAGUUAGCCAUUUUAGUUUUUCCAGUCAAAAUUUAACAUUUAGUUUGUUAUUUUACCUAAGUGACAGUCUGAUCCUAUGCAUCCCUAUUUCAGAAAUAAACCUGGUUAUUCCUGCCAGAUAAAAGUUUUACAUGUAUGCAAUGUUAAUUAUCCUUUGGUCCUGAACAUUUGCUAAAAAUGUACUGUAUAUUUUCUAUACCGAACCUGAUGGUAAGAAGCUAUUCCUAAUGUUUAAAGAACACAGAUUUGAGAAAAUGGUGAAUCAAAACCUCAUUUGCAAUAACAUUGGAUUAUUUAUGGAAUAAAAAAGAUGUAUUUUUCACA
This is a messenger RNA of Pantherophis guttatus, 4803 nucleotides long. RefSeq names its product Ras association domain family member 10 (gene RASSF10). The record is from RefSeq and is a predicted model, not a curated record. Lineage: Eukaryota; Metazoa; Chordata; Lepidosauria; Squamata; Colubridae. Gene Ontology annotation, biological process: signal transduction.